Molecule: messenger RNA, 1269 nt
Organism: Wallemia ichthyophaga EXF-994
Lineage: Eukaryota; Fungi; Basidiomycota; Wallemiomycetes; Wallemiales; Wallemiaceae
Product: Actin-related protein 4
Exons: 2
Coding region: 1-1269 (422 amino acids)
Biological process (GO): regulation of transcription by RNA polymerase II
Cellular component (GO): NuA4 histone acetyltransferase complex; SWI/SNF complex
Molecular function (GO): chromatin binding
Source: RefSeq, a predicted model, not a curated record
AUGGUCAUUUACGGUGCAGACGAAGUUAGCGCUCUUGUCGUUUCCGCUGGCUCAACGACGCUCUGUGCAGGUUACGCAGGUGAAGACGCACCAAAAGUAGUUAUACCAACACAUUACACCCAUAAUCAGGAAAAGACUUUCUUCGGUGAUAACGGUCCUGAUGUCUAUAGAGAUGGUUAUCAAGUUGAUAACACAAUGAAGGAUAGCUUAGUCGAUGACUUUGAUAAGUUCACAGAACUCCUCGAACACACCUUCACGCAUUGCUUACGCGUUAACACGGAAGACCAUCCACUCUUAUUCACCGAACCUGCUUGGAAUACUCAGAAACAUCGGGAAAAAAUCGCUGAAAUUGCUUUCGAUAAGUUCAACGUACCUGGAUUUUACAUAGCAAAUGACUCUGUCCUCUCUGCAUUCGCUGCAGGCAAAUCAACCGCUUUGAUUAUCGAUAUCGGUGCUGAAUCAACAUCCGUUACUCCAAUAGUCGAUGGAUUUGUCCUGAGGAAGGGCGUUGUUAGGAAUAAUAUCGGCGGUACACAAAUCACAAACAAUUACCUCAAUAGCUUGGAUCCAACUCAAAGAAGCAAUCUAAAUACCAACCUCAUCCCUCACCAACUGAUCGAAUCAAAGACAACAGUUGAACCUGGUAAAAAUCCUCAAUUCACUACUAGAAGUGAUAUCAACCCAUCUGAAAGCUGGAUGAACUGGUCAAAAUCAAAGAUACUCAAAGAUUGGAGAGAGUCUACGUCUGCUAUAAGUGAGAACGGUUGGGAUCAUGGAGCCUUAAUGCAACGUCCUAUCAAAUCUUACGAAUUCCCUAAUGGUUUCGCUGACAACUAUCAACUUUGUCGAUUCGUAGCUAACGAGAUACUGAUCAAUCCAAUCCCCUUCAAUCCCCUACCACACACUCCAAACACUUUUGAACCUGCCUCAAUAAAUUGUUCAUAUCCAAAACCCCUACCUGAACUAAUCAAAGAGUCCAUUCAAGCAGCUGAAACAGACAGUCGCCAUCAUUUGUUAUCAAACAUUAUCAUUGUCGGUGGUGUCAGCGCAACGCCUGGAUUAAGCGAGAGAAUACAGAAUGAAUUAUACGCUGUAUUGAGCAAUACAAGAGUUAAAGUGCACUCACCUGCCAACACUGUUGAGAGAAAAUUUGCUUCAUGGUUGGGCGGCUCUAUGUUGGGUAGUUUAGGUACAUUCCAUCAACUGUGGAUAUCUCAAGAUGAAUGGAGAGAGUUCGGUAAUCCAAUAGUCAGUAUGCGUUGCAAGUAA